Messenger RNA from Castor canadensis (American beaver), 1838 nucleotides. It is a transcript of the gene Ctbs, whose product is annotated as chitobiase. Gene Ontology annotation, molecular function: chitinase activity; chitin binding. The record is from RefSeq and is a predicted model, not a curated record. Lineage: Eukaryota; Metazoa; Chordata; Mammalia; Rodentia; Castoridae. Gene Ontology annotation, biological process: chitin catabolic process; oligosaccharide catabolic process.
GUUUGAGGCCCCGCCCCGCGGACCCCGCGGGAGGAGCCUACUCCAGUCGCGGGCCACCAGCUCGCAUGUCCCCGCCGUCUUUCCGUCGCCGGCCUGGCCUCUCGGCCAGCGGGCCUGGCGGUGCCGGAGGGCUCACUCUGCUGCUGCGGCUGCUGGCGCUGCCGCUCGCGGCCGGGACCGACUGCCCGUGCUCGGAGCCCGCGCUGUGCCGCCCGAUCCGCCACCGUCCGGACUUUGAGGUCUUUGUAUUUGAUGUGGGAAAGAAAACUUGGAAAUUUUAUGACUGGUCACAGAUUACAACUGUGGCAGUUUUUGGAAAAUAUGACUCAGACCUUAUGUGCUAUGCUCACUCAAAAGGAGCCAGAGUAGUGCUAAAAGGAGAUGUCUCCCUAAAGGAUAUUACUGAUCCUACUUUCAGAACAUCCUGGAUAGCUCAAAAAGUUGAUUUGGCCAAAGCACAAUAUAUGGACGGAAUUAAUAUAGAUAUAGAGCAAGAAGUUAACUGUUCAUCCCCUGAAUAUGAUGCAUUAACAGCUUUAGUCAAAGAAACCACAGACUCUUUCCAUCAUGAGAUUGAGGGGUCACAGGUAACCUUUGAUGUAGCUUGGUCUCCAAAAUGCAUAGAUGGAAGGUGCUAUAAUUAUACUGGAAUUGCAGAUGCUUGUGACUUUCUCUUUGUGAUGUCUUAUGAUGAACAAAGUCAAAUCUGGUCAGAAUGUAUUGCAGCAGCCAAUGCUCCCUACAAUCAGACAUUAACUGGAUAUAAUGACUACAUCAAGAUGGGCAUUAAUUCUAAGAAACUUGUAAUGGGUGUUCCCUGGUAUGGUUAUGAUUAUACAUGCCUGAAUCUAUCUGAGGAUCACGUUUGUACCAUUGCCAAAGUCCCUUUCCGGGGGGCUCCUUGUAGUGAUGCUGCAGGACGUCAGGUACCCUAUAAAAUGAUCAUGAAGCAAAUAAAUAGUUCUAUUUCUGGAAGCCAGUGGGAUAAAUAUCAGCAGGCUCCUUAUUAUAACUAUAAGGAUCCUGAUGGCCAUUUCCAUCAAGUGUGGUAUGAUAACCCUCGGAGCAUCUCUUUAAAGGCAGCAUAUAUGCAAAACUAUGGCUUACGCGGCAUUGGCAUGUGGAAUGCCAACUGUCUUGACUACUCAGGAGAUGCUGCAGCCAGACAGCAGACUGAAGAAAUGUGGGCAGCCUUAAAGCCAAAGUUGUGACAGACAGACAUCUUUUGUCAGUUUGUUAACAGAGAUUUAGAAAAAUUAUGUGUAUAAAUAGAUCUGGUUUCUUUUAAAAAAAUGCAUACAUUUUUGUCAUGUUGUUAUAACUUUAGUUAUUAAUAGACUCAAAAAACAGGUACACAAUAAAGAAAUACUUUGUUUGAAUUUGAAAAAUACACAUUUUUUUUUCUUAAAUAUCCAGGAACAAAAAGGCAAGAAACAGGUCAACUAAUUAUAUUACCUAUUCCUAUUUCAUGUAAUUAGGAAAAAUUGCUUUAAAUUUUCAUUAUGCCAAAUUUUCCUCCCAAUAAUAAAACAUACUUACAAAUCAAUGCUGAUUUAAAAUAUUUGAGAGACAAGAGAAGGUAAUGGGAGGUGGAUAUGAUCAUACACACAAUGUAUGGAAAUUUCAUAAUGAAACUCAUUAUUUUGUACAAUUAAUAUUCACUAUAUUAUUAACUAAAAGACUAAAAAAUUUGUAAUUUGAAGUAGAAAUUGUUUGCUUACAAUAGAGUUUUAAAAACCUAGCCUUUCAGAGAAGUAGUCUGUUUUGUACUUUUCCCCAAUAAAUCUUAAAUUCAAAAUGUGGAAUUUUGUGUCUCUUUAUAUUUGUCAAACUGAUGA